UAUAUAUGGAGGUUACCACCAAGAUACAUUAUUCGUUGAAUUGUCGUUGCACAGACUGCAGUGGGAACAAAAAUCACACUACUGCAUUUAUAAUAGUGCUUGGAAUCAACACUUCUCGUGAGUAGAAAAGUGAAAGUGCAUCUCGACUGAGACAAAUCAGACCUAACAGCCAUGGGGAAGGACAAGUACGACUUGCGGCAAGUGGAGAUGGGAAACGAGAACCCGGGCUUCCAGACCGACCUCUCCGACGGAAGAGGAGUCAUCACGACUAACGGAGCCAAAGGUUCCGGCGAGAAGCCAGUGGUCGCCUCAAAGGAAACCGUUCAGGAGGAGGAUGAAUCGGAACGACAACAGUGGGCUAACCCGAUCGAGUUCCUGCUUUCAUGCAUUGCAAUGUCCGUUGGACUUGGAAAUGUGUGGCGCUUCCCAUUCACCGCCUUCGAAAACGGCGGAGGAGCCUUCCUCAUACCCUAUAUCAUAGUGCUGUUGAUCAUUGGCAAGCCGUUUUACUACAUGGAACUCGCCCUUGGCCAGUUUUCCAGCUAUGGCCCCGUCCGUCUUUGGGAAGUGGUGCCUGGAUUAAAGGGUGUAGGAAUUGGUCAAAUGAUUUCUACAACAGGCGUUUUCACAUACUACUGCUCCAUCAUGGCGGUCACAAUGUUCUACUUCUUCGCCUCAUUCCAAGCCGAACUGCCCUGGGCAAGAUGCGACCCAUCAUGGGUGGACUGCAGUGAUUCCUAUGGGUCUAACGGAUCUAGAAGCUCUUCGGAAAUAUACUUCAAGGAUUUCGUGCUGCAGGAAAAGGACCAAAUCGACGACGGCAUUGGCUACCCUGAGUGGCGCCUUUCGCUAUGUCUCCUCUUCUCCUGGAUCACCAUCUGCCUGGUCCUCAUCAAGGGCGUGCAGAGCUCCGGAAAGGCAGCCUACUUCCUCGCACUCUUCCCCUACGUUGUGUUGAUCAUUCUUCUGAUCAGGGGUGCUACCCUUCCAGGAGCUGUCAACGGAAUUCUCUACUUCAUCACUCCACAGUGGGAAAAACUCCUCGACCCUCAGGUGUGGUACGCAGCAGUUACGCAGUCAUUUUUCUCCCUCGGCGUCGCAUUUGGAGCCCUCACAUUUUACUCCUCGUUCAACCCCCUUCACCACAACUUCCACAGAGAUGCGGUUAUUGUGACCACAAUGGACACUUUCACAAGCUUGUUGGCCGGCUUCACAAUCUUCGCCAUUCUUGGAAAUUUGGCCCACGAAAAAGGCGUGGACGUCUCGAAUGUUGUGAGCAGUGGCUCAGGAUUGGCGUUUAUUUCUUACCCUGAAACCAUUGCCAAAUUUGAACACGUUCCUCAGUUGUUCUCGGUUCUCUUCUUCUUGAUGUUGUACACCCUCGGCAUUGGCAGCGCUAUCUCACUAGUCGGGGCCGUCAUCACCUCUUAUUGCGACCAGUUCCCAGACCACAAGCGCUGGAUAGUUACCCUGGUUGUGUGCAUCGGUGGCUUCCUCGUUGGUCUCGUCUACGUCACACCGGGCGGACAAUGGAUUUUAGACUUGGUCGAUCACUACUCUGGCGGCUUCAUUAUUUAUAUCCUUGCCCUCACUGAAGUCAUCGGCAUCGCUUGGAUUUACGGAUUGGAGAACUUCUGCCGUGAUAUCGAGUUCAUGCUUGGAAUCAAGGUCAGCUGGUACUGGAGAUUGUGCUGGGGCGUCAUUUCUCCUAUUUUCCUGCUCGCAAUUCUGCUAUACAGUCUGGUUACAAUGGAGUCGUUCAAGUACGGUGGCAAGGAAUAUCCCGCAUCAGCUCAAGCAUGCGGCUGGGCGCUGUUCGCGGUCGGAGUUUUGCAGAUUCCUUUCUGGGCUGUGUGGACCGUUUGCAAAUACUAUAAGACUUCAAUUCCUCAGGCAAUCAAGAAAGCCUUCCACUACACAAAGAGGUGGGGUCCCAAGAGCGUCAAGUCCCACCAGGAGUGGGAAUUGUUCAAAGAAGAGGAAAAGGACAAGUUCCGUAAUGAAAGCACCUCUUACAAGGUUGCCCACGUUUUGCUUGGCGUUUACAGGCGAAGCCCCAGAUCCGACACUUCCUAAACUAUUUGUAUGUAGCAUUCUGGGCAUAUCCAGUGGCAACUUGAAUUACCACUUUUUGAAUAGGACGUUUCAAAUUUUUGAAAAAUUAUGUAUAAAUCGGCUGGGGGAGUCUCUAAUGUGAUAAUUUGGGUAAUUUUUCAGUAAUAACAACGAGUACAAAAAAGUCAAUGCUUACAAAAUUCUAGGCAGUGGAGAUUUCAUGAUUUUGAGCAGAAAAAUUGAUCUCAGAUAUUAAAAAUUUCGAAAACAGAUUAAAAAAAACUAAUUUUUUGUAUUUCAAUCGCAUUGAAAUGUUGAUAAUUUCAUAUAUUGUAGGACUAAUAAACAACCUUUUUAUAGACUAACAGAAAAGAAUAUGUUUGCGGUUCAUGGGUUCAUAAACUGUCAACCGCAAAGAUUUUGAUACCUUAUAUUAAGAAUUCACGUGUUUUUGAAUAGGUGUAAUUUUUAAAUUCAGAAUAUUUAAAUUAUUUAAUAACAUAAUCCACCGCACUAUGUGUAUGUAUAUUUAGAGUAACAAAUAAAAUAUAAAAUAUUUUAA
Cloeon dipterum is the source of this 2617-nucleotide messenger RNA. RefSeq names its product sodium-dependent nutrient amino acid transporter 1-like. Bases 172 to 2076 code for a protein of 634 amino acids. The record is from RefSeq and is a predicted model, not a curated record. Gene Ontology annotation, biological process: sodium ion transmembrane transport. Lineage: Eukaryota; Metazoa; Arthropoda; Insecta; Ephemeroptera; Baetidae. Gene Ontology annotation, cellular component: plasma membrane. The transcript is spliced from 13 exons. Gene Ontology annotation, molecular function: L-amino acid transmembrane transporter activity.